AUGGUAGGUUCUGAGACCAAACCAGCAGCCAAAGUAUCCAAGACCCCUGCCGCAGUUGCCAAGCCAAAGGAUCCAACCAAGAUCAAGAAGAAGGCAGUGUCCAAGUCCUCCAAGGCUGGACUUAUCUUCCCAGUUGGUCGUAUCCACACAUUGCUCAGAGGACGUGUCCCAACCAAGCGUAUCUCUGUCCUUGCCUCGAUCUACUUGGCUGCCAUUCUCGAGUACCUUGCCUCUGAGGUCCUUGAGUUGACCAUCUCAACUGUCAAGGAGAGCUCUGUCCGUCGUAUUUCCCCAAGACAUCUCGUUCUUGCCAUCAAGAAUGAUGAGGAGCUGGACCAUUUGAUUAAGAACAACACAACCAUUGCCGGAGGUGGUGUCUUGCCACACAUCCACAAGAACCUCUUGAAGACUGAGGAGAGAGCUGCCCCAGCCGCACCAAAGAAGGCUAGAACCAAGAAGGAGUAA
Acytostelium subglobosum LB1 is the source of this 465-nucleotide messenger RNA. RefSeq lists its product as hypothetical. Lineage: Eukaryota; Evosea; Eumycetozoa; Acytosteliales; Acytosteliaceae. Bases 1 to 465 code for a protein of 154 amino acids. Gene Ontology annotation, molecular function: structural constituent of chromatin; DNA binding; protein heterodimerization activity. The record is from RefSeq and is a predicted model, not a curated record. The transcript has 4 exons. Gene Ontology annotation, cellular component: nucleosome.